AUGGAUCAUACUAAAAUGUACAUCCAAUCAUCCUCAAUUCUACUGCUUGCCUUUCUUACUCAAUAUCUCUGGCUUGAAUUAGUAAAUCAACAUCACGUCGCUGCCUUGACGAUUUUUGUUUCUGUGCCUAAAUAUGGCAUAAAAGUCAUGGUAAUCUGGAUUCAAAUAGAAAGCACCGUUAUAAGCCAUAUCCAAGGGACAUUUAUCAUCUUCAUGAAUACUGGGAAGAUUAAAAUUUGUUCGAGAUUGCUUUCGAGCGAAAAAUCUUCCCGUACGAUUAUACGACUCCGACUGGACGUGUGUUACAAAAUCUGA
Molecule: messenger RNA, 315 nt
Organism: Adineta ricciae
Lineage: Eukaryota; Metazoa; Rotifera; Eurotatoria; Adinetida; Adinetidae
Source: the annotation of a GenBank genome assembly